Penaeus monodon (black tiger shrimp) is the source of this 2080-nucleotide messenger RNA. Its product is annotated as carbohydrate sulfotransferase 11-like. Gene Ontology annotation, molecular function: sulfotransferase activity. Gene Ontology annotation, biological process: carbohydrate biosynthetic process. The coding region runs from base 187 to 1350 and encodes 387 amino acids. Gene Ontology annotation, cellular component: membrane. The transcript is spliced from 5 exons. Lineage: Eukaryota; Metazoa; Arthropoda; Malacostraca; Decapoda; Penaeidae. The record is from RefSeq and is a predicted model, not a curated record.
UGUCUGUGUGUGUGUGUGUGUUAAAAUAUCACGCCCUAUCUACAUGAAAAUCCAUCACCCAGGCUAUGUAAUUUUCUCAAAGGUUUUAAAUAAAUCAGAUUUCGAUGUAAUAUUCAUGUAACGAACACCUGUUCCUCCUGCCUUACCUUCGCCAGGCCUUUGAACUGCACUCGUUUGCGAACCACUAUGAAGAGAAGAAGAUUUUUACUCGCCUUGCUGGUCGGAGUCUUCGUAGGAACGUUCAUCAUCGACAAGUCAGCGACGCCUAAGAAAGACCUCUACAAGUCGUUUACUGCUGAGGAAAGCACUAGCGAGAAGCCUACUCUCGCAUCAGAAGUCCUAACAGAUAAAAGGGAUUUUCUUUACGCAUACGAUAAUGUGCCUCAAGCCAGGCCACUGGACGAGGACAUGACCAGUAGUCUGACCCUUGACCCGGUCAUCCUCAGCGGGUCGGAUCAUGACGAGGCCAUGGCCGGUCUCAUGAGCCAACGGCAGGCGUACUUGCGUAGCCAGUGCAGUGCGACCAAUGCGAAGAAGGUCAAAGCAGCUUUGAAAUGGAAGACGAGAGUCACGCUGAUCGCACAUGGAUUUUUCCGUGUCUGUGCAACCCCCAAGGGAGGUUCUACGUCGUGGCGGCGUCUAACACUGCGGAUGCCGAAAGAUGUGGUUGGCCGCUCCCCGCCAUUGCAGAUCCUGAAUGUCAGACAUCCCUUAGCCCGCCUCGCCUCCGCGUACAGAGACAAAUUCCUGGGAGGAUUGCCCCUUUACAAGUACGACGAGGAAUGGCGUCAAAGAACGAAGUCCCGGAUGCCUUGGUACAACGAGUGGGAGACCUUCUGGUUCUCAGCGCUCGCAGCUCGAGGCUCGCUUCCCUUCCGGCCCAAUCUGCGGCUGAGGGCCAAGAACGCAACUUACUGGGCCAACGUGGACCACGGAAGAGAGAUUUACAAAGUCCUGAAAACCUCCCAUGGCAAAGCCGGCUACAAUUUGAGAAGCGCUUUCCGCAACGCCUCCUUCACCUUCGAGGAAUUUCUCCGCUACGUGAUCUGGACGCAUGAUGUCGGUUUCAUGAACAAGCACUGGGCGCCUCUCGUGUUCCUGUGCAACCCCUGCAAGCACAGAUACGAUUUCAUUGUCCACCUGGAGACCAUCACUCCCGAGUUCAACUACGUCAUGAAAUUCCUGAAUCACACGGAGGGCGUAGAGCUCAAGGAAGAUCACAAGACAAAGACCACGAACCGAUCGGAUGCUUACCUCUUUAAGGACAUACCGAAAGAUGUAAUGAAAAGAAUACUGGAGAUUUAUAAAUUUGAUUUUGAGUUAUUCGGAUACAGAUAUCCCUCUCUCUGAUGCAGCUUUGUGUUAUAUAAACGAAUUUACUGUACAUAUUGAUUUUUAACGAUAUUCGUCGGGUAAAUUAGAAGGUAGAUAAAUAUCCAGAUGAUAAACAGAGAACUGAAAAAAAAUGUAGAUAACAUAUACUCAUAUAUACGUAUACACGCAAGUGAGUGACAGGUAUAUAAGCAGUAUGUAAGCGAGAGAGAGCGAAUGAGAGUAAAGUGACAUUGACUAGAUCGAAGGACAGUGAUUUGGUCAUCCAAAUUACUGUAAUUAAGCACACAUGUGCGAAUCCCCACCAAGGUUCAGGUGCUGCAAUUAAUUAGCUUCGUUUCACUGAUUAUGUAUUUUUCAUGUGCAGACCAAUAUGAAACACGUAUGAUACAUGUUAUUCAGCUGUUUUGAUAUACUUUUAUAAUAAAAAAAUCAAAAUAACGUUAGUAACAUAAGUGAUAAUUACGUGAUUCUGAUACGGUGGGAAACGGCAGUGCAGACACACGUGAUGAUAUCAACUGAUCAUCACAAAUAAAAGUAAGUGAUGUCUGGAUACAUUUAUUUUUCAGUUUCUUAAAGCAACAUACAUUUCGAGCCUCUGAUUUUUUCCGAGAUAAUUAGAGGAUAGUGAAUCUUUAUCCCAUAAGAUUAACGGAAUUCAUACGGAACAAAUGUUAAAUUUGUACACGUAUCUGGUUAACUCAUACCCUCUAAAACACCUGCCGAGAGAGAGAGAGAGAGAGAGAGA